UUGUUUAAGUCACACUUAGAGAGCGUACUUCUAGGAAACUUGGCAAGUAGAAUCCGAUAGUCGAGCGCUUCCGUAUCCGGUGAGCUUAGGAGAUAAUAACGGGAUAGUUGAGCGUACUAAUUAUCCUAAGGUUGUUAGUAACGAGAUAAUGUGAAGAACGUAGUUAUAUAUCGAUUUGGUUUAUAUUUCGUGGUCUAGAAUGAAUUCUUAAUCAGUUUCAUCUCAUAUUUGAAUACAACUUUGUGAUUUUUCAGAAUUUUACAACAUACUCAUCUUUGCUAAGAGUAAUUCUAUAACAACUUUUGCUUAAUACACCUCCUUGGGACGAAUAUGCUUUCAUUAUAUUACUUGCUAGUGUAAAGAGAAGCAGAAAAUAUUAUUUGCGAGUUGACACCUCGUCAAAAUUGGCGUUGCUGCCGGGGAGGCAGUGGCAAGUUUAGUUGUUAUUUUUAUUCUUAGUUGUUACUUUUGCUUUUAUUUUCGAUUUUCAUUUACUCAUUAAAUCUUUGAAAGUCUGUUUUUUCAGGUACCAUUUCUUUGGCGAAUGCGUGGAGAGGGCAGACCAAGUCUUAUUGGUAUACGUUUUCGUUCGGGCACUUUACUAAAAGACUUCAUUCGAGCAGUGAAUACUCCACUUCCUCCUAGUUCUACACCAAGUGAAUUCUCGGACUCAGACAGAGAGGAAGACAACACAAUGGGAGGUCGACCACCUGCUCCAAGAACACUCAAGGAGCUCACUUCUCCAAAUAUUGACCAGUAGCCUUUAUGUAUUCAGUUGAAUGGAACCAUUGAGUUGAAGCCGCAAUUGAUUCACUUGCUGCCCAAAUUCAGAGGUUUAUCGGAAGAGGAUCCUAAUCAUCACUUGCAACAAUUCCAUCAUGUUGUGACUAGUUUGAAGCAAACAACUGCAGAUGUCGAUAUGGCUAUGAUGACAUCUUUUCCUUUCUCCCUUAAUGCUGCAGGAGAGUGGUUCUUUUGCUUACCCUCUGGAAGUAUAACCACAUGGAAUGGAAUGAAGAAGUUGUUCCUUGAGAAGUAUUUUACAGUAUCAAAAGCAGCAGUGAUUCGCAAAGAGAUUUGUGGUAUUAGGCAAGUAUCAGAAGAGGCUCUCUAUGAGUAUUUGGAGCGCUACAAGAAGUUUUUAUCUAGUUGUCCAUACCACCAAAUCAGUGAUCAACUUGUGAUUCAAUAAUAUUUCUAUGAGGGGUUGCUCUCUAAUGAUAGAAAUUUGAUUGAUGCCGCAAGUGGUGGUGGACUCACAAACAAAACCAUUGUUGAAGCUACAAGCUUGUUAGAAAACAUAACUCAACAAUUCUACACUCGAGGUGAACCAGUGGUAAGACAAGUGAAUGAAGUUGGUGAUUCUUCACAUAUGGAACAUAGAAUGGGUAACAUGGAGAGGAUCAUGCAACAAAUAGCAGCUGCUAUCAUACCAUCAUCACACACCGAAGAUGUUGAGCAAGCAAGUGCUAUGUACCAAAAUCAACAAAGGCCGAGGUAUGAUCCGUACUCCACCACAUAAAAUCCAGGUUGGCGAGAUCAUCCGAAUUUCAGUUACGCCAACAAGCAAGCUGCAGAAAAUCCUACUUUCAAUCAAUAAGGAGGGUACCAAUUCAUGCAAAGACCACAACAAGAAACUCAAUGUACAAUUGUGGAUGAUAAGUUUACUCUUAUGAUGCAAAGUAUGCAAGAGAUUUCAAAGACAAUGCAAGGGUUCAAUCAAUUCCAGCAGAAAUCCGAGAUGGCUAUGAGAGAUGUGCAAAACCAAGUUAGUCAAUUGGCUAAUGAUAUGAAUCAAUUCAAGGCACAAGGAUCUGGAAAACUUCCUUCACAACCACUGCAUCAUAAAGAGAGUGCCAAUGCUAUUGAGCUGCGAAGUGGGAAGCAACUAGAGAAACCGGCAACAUCACCGGUGUCCAAUGAACCUGAUUUGGAGAAAGAAGAGGGUGAAACAGCCCCUAAAAAGGCUGACCCGGUAACAAAUUCUAAUUCUAAAACUCGUGUUUCUACUUAUGCUACUCCUCCGUAUUUUCCUAGCAGGUUUGCAAAGUCGAACAAGGAGACAUUGUACCAAGAGAUUUGGGAGAUCUUUAAGAAGAUUGAAGUGAACAUUCCACUCAUUGAGGCGAUAAAGCAGGUUCCUCGAUAUGCAAAGUUCUUGGAGGAAUUGUGCACUAACAAGCACAAAUUGACCGGUAAUGAGGUAUUGAGUGUGGGGGAGAAUGCUUCGACAUAUCUUCAAAAGAAACUCCCACCUAAGUUGAAAGAUCCCGGUAGUUUCACCAUACCAUGUACUAUUGGUAAAAUCAGGUUUGAACGUGCUUUGUUAGAUUUAGGAGCAUCCAUUAAUGUUAUACCUGCCUCCAUCUAUGAAUCAUUGGAUCUUGGUCCUCUUAAAGAUACCGGUAUUGUUAUACAACUUGUUGAUAGGUCUAAUACUCACCCCAAAGGGGUUAUUGAAGAUGUUUUGGUGCAGAUUAAUCAGCUCAUUUUUCCGGUGGAUUUCUAUGUUCUUGACAUGAUGGAUGAAGAUUCACCAUCGUCUACUCCCUUGCUGUUGGGUAGACCUUUCAUGCGAGCCGCAAGAACAAAGAUAGAUGUUUUCAAAGGCGCCUUAACUAUGGAAUUUGAUGAUGAGAUCAUAAGUUUCAAUAUAUUUGAGGCUAUGAGAUAUCCUAGUGAUGUGCAUUCAUGUUUUUCUAUUGAUAUUAUUGAUUCUCUAGCUCAACAGAUUUUUAAAUUGAACAGUGAUGAUGCUUUAGAAAACACCAUAGUGGAAGGUUUAGGUUAUGGAAAAUACAAAGACCUUGAAAGUGAAUUGUCUCUUUGUGAUGAGCAUAAAGAGGCACCUAUUCUUGAGUUGAAACCUCUUCCGGAUCACCUCAAAUACGUAUAUUUGGGUGAUAAGGAAGAGUUGUCGGUGAUCAUUGCCAAAGACCUUACCAAGGUGCAAGAGGAGAAACUUGUUCGAGUGCUCAGAGAGUACAAGUCUGCCAUUGGGUGGACCAUUUCCGAUAUCAAUGGAAUUAUCCCUUCCACAUGUAUGCACCAAAUACUUCUUGAGGAGGGGAAAAAACCAACAAGAGAAGCUCAACGUCGCUUGAACCCUCCAAUGAUGGAAGUAGUUCCUGAAGUUGUUGGAUAUCGGGGUUAUAUAUCCCAUAUCCGAUAGCAAAUAGGUGAUCCCGGUUCAAGUCGUUCCAAAGAAGUCUGGUAUCACCGUGGUAAAAAACGAAGAUAAUGACUUGGUUCCAACUAGAAUCCAGACCGGUUGGAGAGUUUGCAUUGACUAUCGAAAGCUCAACUCUACCACCCGAAAGGACCAUUUUCCCUUACCAUUCAUUGAUCAAAUGCUUGAAGAUUGGUUGGACACUCUCACUAUUGCUUUCUUGAAGGUUUUUCAGGUUAUAACCAGAUUGUAAUAGCUCCGAAAGAUCAAUAAAAGACGACGUUUACCUGUCCUUUUGG
Papaver somniferum (opium poppy) is the source of this 3468-nucleotide messenger RNA. RefSeq lists its product as uncharacterized. Lineage: Eukaryota; Viridiplantae; Streptophyta; Magnoliopsida; Ranunculales; Papaveraceae. Bases 1616 to 3172 code for a protein of 518 amino acids. The record is from RefSeq and is a predicted model, not a curated record. The transcript is spliced from 2 exons.